AUGUUUUUUUUUUUUUUUUUUUGUUAUUUUUUUAUACCUGAAUUAAUUUUUAAUCCUUUUUUUUUGUUGCAGGAAUUAAAGGGAGGACGAUCAUUCCAAAAAUUAGGUUUCAGUGAUUUAAAUUUAGCAGAAUUCGCGGGAGCCGGACAUUCUGUUAGAAAAUGUUUAUUGGAAGGUUACGACACGCGACACAGACAAGAUAAUUCAAUGCUCAAAGUCGCCAUUACAAUGAACAUGCUAUCCGGUGAUAUUUUAUUUAAAGUGCCAUCGACAACAGCCAAGCAAAACCAAAUAAUAGCAUCACAGGAUGGAAAGGAAAGGAGAGAAGAUUAUUCGAGCGGUUCGAUAGCAAGCGGAAGUUCUGGUUUUGGUAGUCUUCCCAAAAAGAGAUCACCUUUAUUUUCUUCCGUUUUAAAAGAAGGUACGAGAGAAAAAAAAUUAGGUACGAUGGUACAAAUUAUUUUAACAACGGCGAUAUCUCGGUUCGAACUCGUAUCGGGUUCUCUUCCGUCAGAGACGUUUGCCGAGACGGGGUCAGAAAAUGUGGUCACGUUAGAGCCGCCGAUACAACCGGACGAAACACACGAACCUGGUCAUUCUAGAAAUUCAUCGAACACGAGUCAAAUGAGUCGAGCUUCGGGGUACAGUUCACUAAAUAGUCAGUCACAACAUUCUAGGCAAAGCAGUUCGGGAGAUUCCGGACAUAUUAGGUAG
Pediculus humanus corporis (human body louse) is the source of this 714-nucleotide messenger RNA. RefSeq lists its product as uncharacterized. The record is from RefSeq and is a predicted model, not a curated record. The coding region runs from base 1 to 714 and encodes 237 amino acids. NCBI's taxonomy places the organism in Eukaryota, Metazoa, Arthropoda, Insecta, Psocodea, Pediculidae. The transcript is spliced from 4 exons.